ACUUUUCAUGAUUCAUGGAUUUAAACAUUUUCGUGACGAUUCAUGACGGUAUUAUGUCCGUUAUGGGUUAUCUUGCAUCGUGAAGAGUAUUUGUUAAUACAUUAAUGUUUGUGGAUACAUUAAUGACAAUAUUUUUAACAUGGAUGUAGAUUUACUUAGACCGGGCACAGUGCCAAUUUCGCCGGAUACAAUAUUAUGGUUUGAAUUUUUAUUAAAUCCCUCAUUGCUGCAGAAACAUUUGUCAAAACCCUUCCCAGAUCCAUCACCUACGGACCUGAUAAUUAAAUUUAUGACAAUUAACUCUGAUCAAAAAGAAACCGAGCUAAAAGCAAUUGAUACCGAAUCAAACGAUGUAAAGCCCAAUGGUAUGAAUAAGUGGUCUCACAGAAAUUUAGCGUUAAAGAUACUUUCCUUGAAAGUAGCAGCAUAUCUCAAAUGGGACUUGGAUGUACUGGAAAAGAAGCUACCUCUGCCAAUACAAUUAACAUUGUUGCAAGAUUUAUUUUAUAUCACAUCAGAUGUUGUGGUGGAGAUACCUACAAUUCCAGAAUUCUUUAUAGAAUCAGUCUCUGAUCAACUCUUGUUUACAUUGGUUUUAUAUCAUAGAUGGCAUUUAAGGGCAAUUAUUUAUAGAGCUUUAAGUAAUAAACAACCAAAACAACAGUUACUUCAUAUACCAGGCUUUCAAGAAUCAACAUAUGUGCCACCAGGUGUAGUAGAUGACAUUAUUAGGAAAUUAGAAGCACAUAUACCCAACAGCGUAAGUGCCCUAAACACUAUUUUAGAAGCGUCCGAUAUAAAGCCAAAGGUUCUCUCUUUUGAUACUUUUCAAAUGUUGACUGAGGAUAGUAUAGAAAUCAAGCAAAAUUGGGAAAAUAUGUAUCCAGUGAAUAUAGAUGAGUUUAAGUGUCAGAUACAUUAUGAUCUUGCAAUGUAUUAUCUACUAAGGGAAGAAUAUCAAGAUGCUAAACGUCAUAUCAAAGAAGCAAAGGACCGGUACAGUAAACUGGACUCGACAGCGAAAUUAGUAUACUGCAAAGUACAAAAGGAAUUUUUGGAGGGUGCUUGUCUCGCGUGUGAGGUGCCAAUAGAAGAGAUCACUCCCAGUCUCACCCAGCGUUUGCAGUCCUCCAUCAAAGACCAAUAUACCAACAUAUUGCAGAUUUUGCAGACAGACAAUGUUUUCAGAGAGAUACCUCAAGUUUAUAGAGACAACUUAGAACUGGACGUGCAAGGCGGGUCUGUUAACAGGAAAAUCAUAGUUGCCCGGGACCUUCUGCUGCAGAUACAGUGCUUGAAUCUUGUUAGGAAAAUCCUUGACGAUAGCAUAAUUCUUGGUGAUUAUGUAACUGAAAUUAAGGCAGCUGGUUCCAAGGGUCUAGAUGUUCUGUUUUGGGCCUUAAGUAAUGUAUUGGAAAAUGCAUCACCUGUAGAUAAGAAACGAAUCUCACGUUACCUUCUUUAUCUCGUGAAUACUGCCAAUAUAGAAGGACUUGGCUUGAAGAUACUUAACGAUUCUUCUUUCUCGUCAUUAUUCGAUGAAACGGAACUGGCUAUCUUUCAACGGAUAACUGUUAAUGACGAGGUAGAAUUACCAAACUUAUUACUGCAUAAUGAUUGGGGUAUACCAUCUGUGUCAUAUAUACAAAAAGCAAGAAUCGAAGUUUUCGAGUUGGAGCAAAAGUUAAUAGCGACUUAUGAUUGUCACGAAAUUCGCGAAACGUUGAUUCAUCUGGAUGGAAAACAUCGUAUGAAACCAUUGUGGCACGUUAACGGCUGUUGGGAAUUACCCAUUCCAUUGCAGAGUGUGGUAAUGUCACUCUCCAGAGGUUUCAUGCAAGAUUACUCGUAUGUUCUUCUGGCAAAGAGUCGAGAACUGGUAAUGUUUAAAAAUUUCGACGGUGCAAUUGAGCUUCUGAAGAUAUUAGAUACCGAGCUGCAGGAACAUAUGAAAACUGCAGCAAAAUCGCAGGUCUUCAAAUUAUGCAAAUUAGUGAGCUGGGAAUGCCUGCUCGUCGAGAUAUGGAAAUGUCUUCAUGCUUGGCCGGCAACGAAUCUCGCCGAUAUGCAAAAUAUGGUUGCACGAUGUAAACAGUGCCUUGGUGCUUUACAAGCGACCGAUCAGGUAAUCCCGCGACAAGAGGUAAUAGAAUAUUGUACAGUAUUUUUGUUGAAUAUGGCCGAGUGGGAUUAUCUCACUAGUUUGGAAAAACGUUGGAGUUAUACGGAAUUCGCUGCUGCCGUCAGCAAUGUUUGUCAAGACAUUGUCAAGUAUAAGGGAACUCGCAAGUUUCCACGAGAAGCAUGGGACAUAAUUUUAGCAGCGUUUGGCCCUAACAGAGAUCAGUCACAAAAACGCAGUAGUAGCAGCAGUAGCAGCAAUAACAGCGGUAACAGUGGAAGUUCCGGCAGUAGCGCAUCAAGAGAUGUUACCAGUAUUACGAGUACUUUUACUCGGUUACGUGAACCUAUGGUACUCACAGUAGUGAUAUCGUUGCUAGCACGUUUACGUAAUGUUCUGCGCGACGAAUCUAGUUUGGAAUUGCACACGCAGUAUCUUUCCCUUUGGCCUGCUGGAAUACCAAAUGCAAAUUCAUACAACAUCCGAUAUAUCGGAGAAAUACUGUUUCAAUUACUGGUGCAAGCUCUGAAAUAUUAUCCUUGCAAUGUAGCUUGGCUGAGGUUAAUGGGCGAUCUUAAUUUCGUUCUAGCGUACUACGAAAGCGCGAUGAAAUAUUAUUUAGAGGCUAUCAUGGUAGCCAGUGAUUUAUUUAGUCAACCUAUACUACGCACACAGAUAGAUGAUCUUGUUUACAGAAGAAUGAUCAAGUGUUGCGCUCAUUUGCAGUGCUACACUCAAGCAGCUUUACUGUGUCAGUUUUUAGAAGAAGUAGACUAUUCUCUGGCGUUUAAAAUGGCAUCUAGUGAUCAGAAGAGCUGCGCCACAGCUGACGCUAUGGAUGCGUAUUAUAAUUGCAUCUGGGAUACUACGCUAUUAGAGUAUCUUAUACAUCAACAUGCAAAGCGCGGAGAGCAUCACAGAAAACAACUCGCGAUAAAAAUUAUUGGUUUACUGGAAUUGAACUCUAAUAACAAUGAAGAGAUCCAAAGAGAAGCGGCAAAUAUUCGGAAAGCUAAAUUUUUGAGAGCAUUAGCAAAACAAUAUGUAUAUUAAAUGGUUCCCAUGGAUCUUGUACAUGCGUAUAUACUGUGCUGGACAACAAUAUUGAUACAUCCUGAUAUUUUAUAAAUAUAGAUUGAAGCAAGUAACAGAAAAUGAGUGACAUGAGCUUUUUGAAAUUUAACUAUUUUAUUGUAACAACUUUAUUAUACCAAUGCUUGCAUCCAAUGCUGUAUAUACACACAUUGUGUGCAAAUGUUGUUUGCAAAUGUAAAUUCUCAUCUAUAAAAUAAUGUAAAAUAAAAAUGAUUUUUUAAUAGCUGUAAUUAAAAUAACGGAACGAUCCAUUUUUAAGCGUGGACUGUCGAA
Molecule: messenger RNA, 3490 nt
Organism: Odontomachus brunneus
Lineage: Eukaryota; Metazoa; Arthropoda; Insecta; Hymenoptera; Formicidae
Gene: IntS8
Product: integrator complex subunit 8
Exons: 12
Coding region: 140-3175 (1011 amino acids)
Biological process (GO): snRNA 3'-end processing
Cellular component (GO): integrator complex
Molecular function (GO): protein binding
Source: RefSeq, a predicted model, not a curated record